GAGAAGUAGAAAAAUAUGAAUACUAGUAGCGGUGAAGGAGAAACCAACGGUCACUCAAGAGCAUUCAAGAGUCAUAAACACUUUGAUCUUUUUUUCUUCUCUCCCCCUUCGUUUCUCUCCAUCUCUGUUUCGGAACCCUAAGAAAAUGGUGGAAUCGGAGUUAAGCUAUGAGCAGAUUCGUUUGAAAAGGGUGGAAGAGAACAAGAAGAGGAUGGGGGAGCUUAAUCUCAACAAGCUCGCUCAAUCUCUUCGCGUCUCUUCUUCUCCUAAGCCCUCUCCUUCAAAGACAAGGACGAUGCGUAUGCCAGUGGAUUUCUCGGAGGUCAGGAGAUCAAGCCGUGCCAAGGGUCCACCUCCAAGUUACAAAGAGUUUGGACUAGAACCACUGGAGAGGCCAAGAAGGAGCUAUCAAAGAAGAGAUCUGCUGAACAGGGUAUAUGCUUCGGACGAGGCACGAGUGUAUGCAGUCGACAGGGCUGAGAAGCUCCAGUCAAGCUUAGAUCCAGAAUUCCCAAGCUUUGUCAAACCAAUGCUUCAAUCACACGUGACUGGAGGUUUUUGGUUGGGCUUGCCGCUUCGUUUUUGCAAGACACAUCUACCAAAACGUGAUGAAUGGAUGACUUUGGUUGACGAGGAAGAUGAGGAAUUUGUGGCGAAAUACCUCGUUGAGAAGAACGGUCUUAGCGGAGGCUGGAGAGGUUUCUCCAUUGAUCAUCAGUUAGUCGAUGGUGAUGCUGUCGUGUUUCACCUUAUCACCCCAACAACGUUCAAGGUGUAUAUCAUCAGGGUAAAUGAUGAUGGAAACAAUGAUUCGGAUGUGAAUGAAGAAGAUGAAGAGGAUGAUAUUGAUAUAAACAAGAAAGAAAAGGAGCAUGUUUCAGAAGCUAGACAGUUGAGAAGCAGUGGUAAAAGGAAAAGAGGAGGAAGAAAGUAGAGUUUGAAGGUUGGAUUGUGAACUCAAUGGAAGGAGUAGGAAAAGAACUGAAACUAACAAGGUUUUGUAAUGGAGACAAACAUGUUUAUUUUAUUUUAUUUUGUUGGUGUCAUGUAAUGGAGACAAACAUGGAACGUUACGGCUGAUAUUAUUUUGGUAACUAGCUACGUUGAUUUGAUAUGAUAGAUAUUAUAUAAUUUAUGA
Messenger RNA from Capsella rubella, 1138 nucleotides. Its product is annotated as B3 domain-containing protein At3g19184. Bases 146 to 934 code for a protein of 262 amino acids. The transcript is spliced from 7 exons. Gene Ontology annotation, molecular function: DNA binding. The record is from RefSeq and is a predicted model, not a curated record. NCBI's taxonomy places the organism in Eukaryota, Viridiplantae, Streptophyta, Magnoliopsida, Brassicales, Brassicaceae.